AUGAAGCGUAAACAGGAUCAAGCUUCCAAGAGAAGAGCUAAAAGGAAGCGAUUGUUGAAGGAUUUAAGAAAAAGAAUGGAGAAGUUCGAAAGAUCAAUGGGAAGUUCCUCUUCAAGUCAGAACUCGAAAUCUUUAGAUUCAGAGGGUGAAUCAGGAAACUCAUCUGAUAACGAUAGGUUAAGAGAGGAGGGAGAAGUGUCCCUAAGUGUGAUUUUAGGGGAUGAACCGAAGUCGAUUAGAGGGAAGGGCCCUCCUCUAUGUGAGGCCUUGGUUAACUGGUGGUCCAGUUACUUGGGUGCGGGGCUAGAGAAGGAUGUCAGGGAGGCUCUCUCCAUGAAAUAUAAGAAGCCAAAAAACUGCCCAUUGUUAGUUGCCCCAAAACUUAAUCCAGACAUUAAGGCGUCGUUGACUUCAACUUAA
This is a messenger RNA of Psylliodes chrysocephalus, 420 nucleotides long. The record is from the annotation of a GenBank genome assembly. Lineage: Eukaryota; Metazoa; Arthropoda; Insecta; Coleoptera; Chrysomelidae.